This is a messenger RNA of Microstroma glucosiphilum, 3498 nucleotides long. Its product is annotated as AAA-domain-containing protein. Gene Ontology annotation, molecular function: ATP binding; ATP hydrolysis activity. The transcript is spliced from 5 exons. The coding region runs from base 1 to 3498 and encodes 1165 amino acids. NCBI's taxonomy places the organism in Eukaryota, Fungi, Basidiomycota, Exobasidiomycetes, Microstromatales, Microstromataceae. Gene Ontology annotation, cellular component: peroxisomal membrane; cytosol; peroxisome. Gene Ontology annotation, biological process: protein import into peroxisome matrix. The record is from RefSeq and is a predicted model, not a curated record.
AUGUCUUCGUCGUCCUCCCCGUCGCGCCGCAGGCCGGUAGCUUCUUCGUCAUCUUCAUCGGGCAGAGCGACCUCAGUUGGGCUCUCCUUCGACUCCAACUUGCGUUCCUCGCUAGCAGACCUACCACCUUCCGUGCAUACAGCCCUGGUCUCUCGCGAUAUACCCCCUCAGAACAUUGUACUGCAACUCACGAGGGUCACAGAUGACCAGUUCUCCGGGAAAGGCCAAGGCAAGGCAGUACCAGACAGCGGCGAGAGCGCCGGUGAAGACAGGCAUACAGUCUACCUGGGAUGGUCCGGUCAAUCAAGCAAUCUCGACUCGACCCUGGCGCUCUCGGCAUCACUAGCGAAUCUCUUCCAACCAUCAGCCCAGGCUUCUUCAAACUAUCAGCUGACCCUACUCAGGUCUCCUCCGCUCCCAACUGCUACCCGUGUGGAUCUGACCCCCUUGACGCCUGAUGACUGGGAGCUCUUGAGUCAGAAUGCAGGGGCGGUAGAGGACAAUAUGCUGAGCCAAGUGAGAGCUGUAUCUGUAGGGUCGAGAGUGUGUAUCUUUGUUGGCAGGGGAGGCGGUCAGGAAUGCUGGUUCAGCGUCGAUGCUACGGAGCCAACAACCUCAUCCGUUUCAAGUGGAUCUACCAGCUCCGAGAAGGCUGCCGCUCGAGCCGUUCGUCUGACGACAAAUACGGAGAUUGUCAUCGCUCCCAGGACUAGACAAUCUCUGGCAGAUGCCGCAGCCCAGCAAUCCCACAGUCUGAAUGCCAAUGGCGCUGGUCCCUCUACUUCUAGGGACCUCGAUAGUGUCAUGGCUUCUCGAGCCAUGCUGAAGAACAGGCUCUACAAAGUCCUCCCGCCUGAUGUCAUCCCUAUUCUGACAGACGAUACUCUCGAAGCUGACGGUGAUGCGCCGAUGGCUGUCUUUGGCUCAGGUGAUCGCGAGGAGGAGGCUUCAGACUCUGACUGGGCUUUGAUCGCCCAAGCCUUUGCCGGAGGCAGCGCCAGCUGGACAAGAGCUACCAUCAAUGUCCAGCCCUGUCCUUCGGCGCCAAGGAUACGGCCGCUUUGUAGGCCUUCCAAGAGCAAAGCAGGCGGGGACGAUGAGAAUCAAGCCCCGGGCAGCGAGCUCAAGCCAAGCAGACCAACCGCAACUGCAUACGUCGCUCAGGGACGGACCUUGAAAGGAUCCUCCGCUGGUCCUUGGCCGCGGCGGUGGAUCUGGCUCAAUUCAGCCUUGAGACAGAAGCUUGGAGGGGUAGGAAUAGGAGAGACUGUGUGCUUUUCGGCUCCACCACCUGGAGGAAGUGCUACCUCGCCUCCCGUACGCUCCUCAGAGAGGAUACAAAAUGCACCGAGCCUGAGCGAACAAGCCGACGCACCUGCCCUGGCGGGUGUAUCGUCUCUGCUUUCAACUCUCCGUGAGCAGGUCCUGACAUCGGUGAUGUCACAUUCGUUAUCAACUCGGAGCGCUUCGUCUUCUACGAACAACAAUAUCCUCCUACACGGGCCAUCUGGAGUAGGCAAGACGUCCAUCCUCCACACUUUGGCAUCUUCUCUACAUUCAUCGUUGAACACGACUCUGUACGUCGACUGUACCUCACUCGUCGAGCAGCGAGUCUCUCAGCUCAAGGCGACUUUUCAAGAGUGGAAGGAUGCCUUAGACUGGUACGCCCACUCCAGUUCAGGAGCCAUCCUGAUGCUCGACAAUCUGGACAAGGUGCUCAUCGGCGAGGUGGAAAAUGUUGACCCGACGAGGGCGCGGACCAUGGCGGAGUGUUUCGUUCAGAUCUUCUCUCAGAGUGGGAGCGGCAAUGCGAUUGUUCUGGGCACGGCUCUCUCAAAUACGAGCUUGCAUAAGCUGCUGGUCGAGAAGCAUUUUUGGAACGAUACCCUCAGUGCCAAGCCGCCUGGGAAAGGGGAACGUAGCGAAAUCUUGGGCCAUCUCAUCAAGCUCAAGUCACUCAAGUCGCAAGAGACUGAGGGCCAAGGAGGUCGCAUCGUCGCUGACCCUUCUCUCAACACCGUGCAUCUCGCUUCGCAGACGGAAGGUUACCUUCCUGCCGAUCUUGUAGACCUGGUAGACCGAAGCAUCUACCGAGCCGCUGUGCGUCUUGGCUCCGCAGAUAUUUCCUCUACAGCGUCGAAUGCAGUCUCACAGUCCCAGAUCAACGGCCACGUUCCUCUUCAAGGCCGCUCGUCCUAUCCUCCUCUCACCCUCCUACCGCAAGACUUCACCUCAGCUCAAGAGAACUUCACCCCGCUCUCGUUGCGCUCCCUCUCCCUUUCCACCUCCUCGGUCAGCUGGUCUUCCAUCGGCGGUCUUUCACAAACGCGUCGUGUACUACGCGAGACGCUCGAAUUCCCUGCUCGGUACGCUCAAAUCUUCGAAGGGUGUCCGCUGAGAUUGCGUAGUGGUCUACUGCUGUAUGGAUAUCCGGGGUGUGGUAAGACGAUGCUGGCCAGUGCAGUGGCAAAGGAGUGUGGAGCCAAUUUCGUUAGCGUAAAAGGACCUGAGCUGCUCAAUAAGUACAUCGGAGCGAGCGAAAAGAGCGUUCGCGACCUCUUCGAGCGUGCCUCCUCCGCCAAGCCCUGUGUCCUCUUCUUCGACGAAUUCGACAGUAUCGCUCCCAAGCGUGGUCACGACUCUACCGGUGUAACAGAUCGAGUGGUCAAUCAGCUCCUGACUCAAAUGGAUGGUGCAGAAGGUCUCUCGGGAGUGUACGUCCUCGCCGCCACUUCCCGCCCGGAUCUAAUCGAUUCGGCACUUCUUCGUCCGGGGAGACUGGAUAAGAGUCUGCUCUGCGAUAUGCCCUCGGGGGAGGAUCGAGCUGAUAUCCUCCGUGCUGUUGUGCGCGAGGGAAAGAUUGCCGUGGAUCCUACCGUGGAAUGGGAGUACUGGGCUGGAAAGACAGAAGGGUUCAGUGGAGCCGACUUGCAGGCAUUUGUGUACAAUGCGCAUUUAGAGGUGGUGCACGAGGGCAUUGCUGAUGCGCAAGCCUUACGAGCCGAGGGUGGUGAUGACGGUAGUAGUGGGGAAGCAAAAGAGGGAGACGGAAGCUCGUUGCGCUUCGUAGAGUACACGGGUCAACAAGGGGCAAAGGAUGGCUUAGCGGGGCCAGUAGGGAUGAAGAGGAGCGGGGCAGAGGAGCAAGCGCUGCGUAGACGUCUGGAGUUGGCCUUGAGAAACUCUCGCAAGUCGAGCUCCAACUCUACAUCUGCCACUGCCAGUGGGAAGACCAACCCCGUACGCGUCAAUGGCGACAAUGGCGCUGCUACUACCUCCUCCUCUUCCGCGCUAGUCAAACCCGCAUCAUCGCGCUCCAAGGUCGUCACUGCCCACCAUCUAGAGCGCUCCCUAGCCUCUAUGCGGCCUAGUGUCCCUGCGCACGAGCGAAGAAGACUGGAGAGAAUCUAUCGAGAGUUUGCUGGUGAGAAGAGGGGUGGGGAGUUUGGUGAUGGAGAGGCUAGUAAGGAAAUUGGAGCCAGAGAGAGCUUGAUGUGA